UCGACCUGGUCUGCGAGUACAAGAGUGCCAAGAGGGGUCGGCGUGCCAAAGUCAGGCCUGCCUCGGACUUAGAAGGGUCGUUGCACGGCAUGUCGACCAGUCCUAUGGACCUCUUGGAACCCGAAAACUCCUUCGAAGCCGAUGAGACGGUCGGGUCUACCUCGAUGAAUACAAUUACGAACAACAAUAAUGGCAACACGCCAGCUGCAGAGAGGACUCUGGGACUCGAGCGGGGUAAUACGAUGGAGGGGUAUAACAUUCCGGCUCCGUGGCCAGCUGGGAUGGGCGGUAUGGACGCAAGUGAUCUACAGACGAUCGGAUCGAUGCCUCAAGCGGAAUUCGACCUCUUAAACGCUCAACUCGGUCUCUCGUUCGAUCCGUUCUUAUCAUUUGAUUUCGGAACAACCUCGACCUCGGCUUCGACCUCGAAUUAUCCUCUCGGGACGAGCGGAUCGGCAGGAGGAAACUUCGGGAAUAUGACUACGAGCUUCAACGAGCAAGGACCCGCAUUCCUGCCGCCGCAGCUACAGCAACAGGCGGUCCCCGGACCUUCCAAUUACUUUCAAGCUCAAGAACAGUCGAGAACAGCUCUCACAGACGGCUCUGCGUCGGGAUCCAAGUCCUGGCACACGGGCAGGACCGACCAUGCACCGCCCCGACGGGCAAACCCCAAUCGCGUUGACCUGGAUGACGAUGAGGCCAGCAGCGAAGACCUCGAUGAUGAAGACGCCACGUAUGAUCCAUUCGAUGAUCCCAUCUACCUGCGUUAUGUGACUUUGGAACAAGCCGAGAGGUUGUUUGGAACAUUUAUGCGACAACUCAAUAUUCUCAUGGCCAUGUUUGAACCUGAAUACCACACGUUCGACAAGAUCCGUUCGAGUUCGCCCUUUCUCUUCACAAUCAUGAUCUGCCUCGCCGCAAGGUUCUCACACGACGAUCGCCGGAUCUACCAAACCCUAUACCCUCACGCCAAGUCCCUCUUACACAAGGCCAUGAACGAGGGACAUUGCCACGUGACGACGGUUCAAGCGAUCUCGUGCUUCGUCUUCUGGGGUCUACCGCGGGAGAGCAAGCAGACCUGGCAGAGACUAGGUCACGCUAUCCGUCUGGCUUACCAGCUUGGGAUGCAUGUACCGCGGACGUCUGAUUUGCCGCUUGAUGAUGCAGAAGCCAAGGCGAUACUGAACCGAGAAAGGACGUGGUACUGUCUACAUACAUACGAUCACAUGUACAGCCGUAUUGAGCGGCUACCACAAUUCAUGAAGAGCCACGAAUUCCUCGACCCAAGACUCUGGGUAACGGACCGACCUGGACUGCACAAGGACCUGGAUUGGCAUCUCUGCAUGUAUAUGAGCGUCACCAUCCAGAUCAUGCGACUAGGGGAAGCCGCCAGGAUCGCCCCAAUCACCGAGAGCCAGAUCGAACGUCUAGAGAGCGAGUUGACGGGCAUCUAUAAUCGUUACAAGGAGGGCCGCAUGGCGGUACCGGACCAGAACAGCGAUUUGAAAGCAACCCCCAUGUGGUACUUUGAUCAUAUGCUGCGACUCUCUCGUCUUCGCUAUCGUCAUCACCCUUCCCAGGAAAGCCUCCUCGAUUGCCACCGUUGGGCAGUCCUAUACCUGGACACGAUGGCCGGAUUGGAUAGAUUCGGAUUUUUCCACGCGAUACACGAUAUACAAAACAGAGUAUACUUUAGCACGGGUCGAUAUUUGCUGUCGCUGCAUGAGGAAGCCGCGCUCUCCGCCACCGCUCGUUCGGAAACCCUGCACGUCAUCGAGCAAGCCCGAGCGCUGUACCAAAAGUAUGCAUCGCAGGACGCUGGUGGAGCGAUGGCCGUACAGUUGCAGCGCUUUCAGAAGUUGUCGAAGCGGAUCGCAUGAAAGGCUCGUGCCGAGGCCGGGCUCAAUGAAGUGUUCUCGCAAUCGAGGGUAUGGACAUUAUGAGGCAUUUCGAAAGCUCUCUCAGGGUGUGCGAACACGAAUAGUAUGAUGGACCCGAUCGGUGGCUGGUGUCCUUGUCAACGUUUUUGACAAUCUAAUUCUUAGCCCAGAGCGGCGU
This is a messenger RNA of Filobasidium floriforme, 2058 nucleotides long. RefSeq lists its product as uncharacterized. The record is from RefSeq and is a predicted model, not a curated record. Gene Ontology annotation, cellular component: nucleus. Gene Ontology annotation, biological process: regulation of DNA-templated transcription; DNA-templated transcription. Gene Ontology annotation, molecular function: DNA-binding transcription factor activity, RNA polymerase II-specific; transcription cis-regulatory region binding; zinc ion binding. Lineage: Eukaryota; Fungi; Basidiomycota; Tremellomycetes; Filobasidiales; Filobasidiaceae. The coding region runs from base 90 to 1880 and encodes 596 amino acids. The transcript is spliced from 12 exons.